AUGAUUGUCAAUAUGCCCGUCAGUGGCACGGGUGGCGAUGGAGCUGGCGGCGGCUCCAACAACAGCACGACGCCACAAGGACAAUGUGAUUAUAACUUUUUGAAGCGCAAAUACGAGGCCGAACAGCAACAACACCAGCAACGAGCGAUUCACGCGCUACCGCUGCCGAGCUACACCGGGCAGGAGUCCAAUCCCUGGAAGAAACGGCAUGUGGAGACUCGCGACAGCUACGCACCCUUGUUGGACUACGAGGGCAGCCGAAGUGGUCAUGGCCAGGAACCGUCUCUGGACGUCAGCAGCGCCGACAUGUCCUUCCAACUGCAGCUGGACCCAAGCGCCGCCACCGUUAGUCAAUCGACUGCGAUCGGCACUGCUGUCUCCUCCGCCUCCUCGUCCGCCUCGUCGUGCACGGCUGCCUUCAUCAACGAUCUGUUCGCCUACGAUGCCAGCCUGUUGGUCCCAGUGGGCGCGGCCUGCAGCCCCACAGCCGCCUACUGCGGGGCCAGUACGCUGUCGACCUUCAGUGCGCCCACCAUCAGCGUGUGUGCCACAGGCGGAGGUUCCAACGCCGCCAAUGCUGUGGCCAGCUUCGAUGCCGACGCCAGCUGGCAGGCCACCGAUCUCCUGGAGCUGGACCAUCGCUACAAUUCGGGCCUACAAGCGGAACUGGGCCAGCUUAAUGCCACGCUGCCGGGCGUCUCGUCCAUGCAAGCAACGCCGUCGGCUGCCCAGCACCAACAGCAGCAACAGCAGCAACAGCACCAACAACACUCAUCGUCCAACAGUUUCCUAGUUCCUCAGAAGCAGUCCAGCCAGGGCAAUCGGUCCAUGCAGCUGCCCAACGGCAAUGCCGGCCUCAAGAUGCGCUCCCCGUCGAGCGAGUCGGAAGCGGAUUUCGAGGACAAGAAUCUCUCCUGGCUGCUGAACUUCAAGUUCGAUGAGUUCCCACACCUGUCGCCCGAUGUGGGCGCCAAUGCUCGGUUGGCUCAGACCCCUGCUGGCUUAACUGGCAGCCUAAUGGAUGCUGCCGCGCCCACAGCGGCCGGCACAUCGCCACCAUCAGUCUACAACAACAAAUCAAACUCAGCCUCGCCCGCGUCCAAUUCGAAUCAUUCCCACAAUUCGAGCUCCUCGACCCUGGCGCUGGACCAGCGGACAACAACGACCACCACAAAGACGGGUCGCAAGUUCGAGGAGCUGGUCAUGGAGGUCACCUCCGAGUUGGACGGCAACGACAUGAUUGUUGCCGAGCAUGUGGUUGUCGAGGAUACAGCAUCCAAAGCGCCAAAGAAACCACCGUUUACAUAUACGGAGCUCAUCGAAUACGCCCUCGAGGAUAAGGGUGAACUGACGGUCUCGGGCAUAUACCAAUGGAUAUCUGAUCGCUUUCCCUACUAUAAGUCGAACGACGAUCGCUGGAAGAAUUCGGUGAGGCACAAUCUCUCUAUCAAUCCGCACUUUCGCAAAGGUGUCAAAGCGCCACAAGGCGCAGGUCAUUUGUGGGCCAUAUCUAGUGGCGAUUCGGCGGAGAAUGUGCUGGCGUGGGAGCAUAAAAAGCAACGUCUGGAUUUGUUUUUCAAAAUGGAGUCAAUCAAUCGGGAACGCAUUCAGCAACAUCAGCAGCACAUUCAACAGCAACAGCAGCUGCAGCAACAACAACAGCAAUGCUGCAGCUCGCCGCAACAGACUUGCCAACAUCAGCAACGGGCCCAUCAGCACCAACAUCUGCACCACCAGCCAUCGCCACAGUCACAUCAGCGUCCGGACCAAUGCCUCUACGAUGAAGCGGCCGUUGCUGCGGCUGCAAUCACCCAGGAGAUGCUACAGCAUGGUAGCAAUGCCUCCAAUGAUCCGAUGACUCCCCACAGCUGCCACAACCAGACUCACGCUGAAACAACAGUAGCAACAACGCCUGCUACACACCCCCACCCGCAAUCGCACACGCAUCACCAUCAAAGACUGUUGCCCUUCAACGACCUACUCAGCGACGAGGAGCUGCGCAAGACUGCGGGCCAAAUACUCAAUGGCAUACAUCGUGAAGUCGAGGUUCAAUCGGUCAACUCCAUUAUCAGCACCUAUCAUGAUGUGCUGCUCGAUAAUGACUAUCUAAAUCCCAUACACAAGGAUGUUGUAGUCACCGAGAGCGGCUUGCGGCAGCAUCACAGCAGCAGCAAUGGCAGCGGUGGCGGCGGCGGCGGCGGCGGCGUCCUCGGCACAGGACUCACCCAUUCCCAAUAUUAUAUCACCGAAAUCGAUCCUAUGGAGCUGGGCAUACAAAUGUCGCAUCAGGUGGAGCCCUCCGAGGAAGAGGUCCUCUUCAGCGAUGAGUUUAAUCUGAACUAUUUUGGCUAUAAUCCGGGCAGCGACAUUGUCGCUUGA
This is a messenger RNA of Scaptodrosophila lebanonensis, 2379 nucleotides long. RefSeq lists its product as uncharacterized. Gene Ontology annotation, biological process: cell differentiation; anatomical structure morphogenesis; regulation of transcription by RNA polymerase II. The coding region runs from base 1 to 2379 and encodes 792 amino acids. The transcript has 7 exons. Gene Ontology annotation, molecular function: RNA polymerase II cis-regulatory region sequence-specific DNA binding; DNA-binding transcription factor activity, RNA polymerase II-specific. The record is from RefSeq and is a predicted model, not a curated record. Lineage: Eukaryota; Metazoa; Arthropoda; Insecta; Diptera; Drosophilidae.